AUGAAAUUUUUGAUUGUUAAUGGAUUUACUGCAAAUGCUUCUCACUUAAAGAUCUUUAAUCAAUUUAAAUAAUAAAUAUACGAGGUAUUGAUUAAAAAUAGCUAGAUCACUUAAGCACAGAAGGAAGUCGCUGAUAUUGAUUUUGAAUUUAUUGAGCUUGAUAGACAUAAUUUAGAAGAUUAUUUAUUUGAGCCAGAAACAUCUCACAUCAGACCUGAAAAAGGGCAGAAAUUUAAUUCAUUAGACAUGAUUUUUAUAAUAGCAUCUCCAAAUAUAAGGCCAUGGAAUCCAAAUAUGAGAAAUGUAUCGAUAUAUUUGCUAUUCUAGAUUAUCAGUCUAAUAAGAAUGUGCAUCAAAACUAAGAAACUAUUGUUUAUGACAUCAUUUGGAGCCCAAGCACUUGCAUAUUUGUGUGCUUCCAAUAUUUCGACAGUAACUUCAUCUCAUUUUAUUACAGCAUAUUAAUAUUACGAAUGGAAAUGGAGAAGGCAGUAAAUUGGUUGACUUUCCAAAGUACACUCUUUAAGCAUUAAAAAAUUCUCAUGACGAUUUUUUUUUGGAUACAACAACAGGAGAUUUGUACUCAUACAAUAAAGUUACAGACGAAUGGAUGCCUAAAUGCAAUAUUGGGAUUCAUCACAGAAGAGAUGCGAUGGAAUAUUAAUCUAUAGGAAAGUAUGUUGUAAAAUCUCCGGCUUAUAAACCUAAAUAAGCAAUGCUUAGCAAUCAAACAGAAAUGACUUGUAUAAUCAAAAAGCCAUUUUUACAUUAUUGGUUGUUUAAAGAUGUUAAUAUUGAGUUUUAAAUUAAACAAUCAAAUACCUGGGAUAUACAUACAAUCACAUUCACUAAUCCAGAAAAAGUAUCUAAAUCAAUUAAAUACUAGAGGUUUUUAUCAUUGGCUGAAAAUAACCUACGAGGUCCCUUAAUCUUAUAAUGUGAUAACAUAAUAGCAGUGUUAUUUGAACCAGAUUUUAAAUAAAAAGAUUAAAUUAAUCUGUUAUCUAAUUUUAUAGAAAAUGGUAUCAAGGUAAUAAGAUAUUCAAAUACAUACGUAUUCAAUAUUAACAUUUUUAGAAUACAAUUAGUAUUAUUAACGAAAGGUAAUACUGUUCCCCAAGAGGAUUAGACAACAUAGAAUUGAUCUAUAAUUAAGAUACAAAAAAGAAAACUCAACAUUUACAAGAAGAUAUAAUGAAGAAUUAGCAUAAAGCUUACGUGAAGGAAUAUCGUAAACUAGUCAAUAAGGCAAUUUUAGAUACAGAGAAAGAGAGAGACAAAAUAUUACAUGUUGGUUUCUCAGUAAAGAAAAAUCGUUUACCAGAGUAUAUAAUAUACUAUAUAGUGUUGUUGAAUAAAAUAAUAUACAGUAGAAAACUUUGAAAGCAAAUCAAAGAAAAUCCUUUCUUGCGAAAAAAUAGCAAUUUUACUAAAAUUUUGAAUCUCUUAAACUUAAUUUAGAUGCAAAUCAAAGUUACAAGAAUCCUUCAACUAGCCGAUCACAUUUAAAAUUACGAACUGAACCUAAAGUUACAUUUCAAACAAAUGAAGAAGUUGAUGAUUCAAACUUACUUCAAACCUAUAGAGUGUUAUCUCAAGUUGAAAUCAGAAGAUAGUUACAUCCUUCACUAAAUCAAGAAUUUUUGGGAUCUCAAAAAAUUUGGAUUCCAGGAUUCUUGAAAUAAAACAAAUCCAAGUUCUCCUAAUCAUAGCCAAAUUCUGGUAGAUAAACAUUUUAAUAACUAAGUGAUUGA
Messenger RNA from Paramecium octaurelia, 1754 nucleotides. Lineage: Eukaryota; Ciliophora; Oligohymenophorea; Peniculida; Parameciidae. The record is from the annotation of a GenBank genome assembly.